AUGUCCUUGAUUUGUAGGCUCCAAUGCAAUAGAAAUACGGCUUUCCAAAUAAAGAAAUUGUAUAUCGGCAAUCUGGAUUUAGCGAUCAAUGAGUUUGCUAUAACCAAACUAUUUAAAACUUUUGGGAAAAUAACUUUCAUUGAACUUAUGGUACAUCGCUCCGGAACGUAUAAAGGCCAAUCAAAAGGUUAUUGCUUCUUAGACUUUGAGACAGAAGAGCAAGCGUCAAAUGCAAUCAACGCACUUAAUGGAAAAUUGAUUAGAGGCAGGCCGAUAGUCGUCUCUUACGCUCGCAUGACAGCAGAAGAAGAGAGAAAAAGACGACAUCAUCUUCAAGCUAGGCCGACUACAGCUAUCUCCAAACAAAGACAAACAUUGAAAAAUAUCUCAACGGAUGUUAAGAUAAAAGCCAUAGAAAAAAAGUUAGAGCUACUGAAAAAAGCGCAAGCACAAAGAUCACCUUCAUCUACAACAACUUCAAGUACAACAGCUUCACUAAAUAAAUCAGAUACUCAGUAG
This is a messenger RNA of Mycotypha africana, 519 nucleotides long. RefSeq lists its product as uncharacterized. The coding region runs from base 1 to 519 and encodes 172 amino acids. Lineage: Eukaryota; Fungi; Mucoromycota; Mucoromycetes; Mucorales; Mycotyphaceae. Gene Ontology annotation, molecular function: RNA binding. The transcript is spliced from 6 exons. The record is from RefSeq and is a predicted model, not a curated record.